Molecule: messenger RNA, 1134 nt
Organism: Aptenodytes forsteri (emperor penguin)
Lineage: Eukaryota; Metazoa; Chordata; Aves; Sphenisciformes; Spheniscidae
Exons: 1
Coding region: 1-1134 (377 amino acids)
Source: RefSeq, a predicted model, not a curated record
AUGCCGGUGCUUGACUGCUCCCCUGUUAUUGAAAAGUUGAAGGAAUAUAGGGCGUGCCCUUCCCCACCAGGGAUGGCAUGGGCCCAUAUUAGUUGGCACGACCCGAAAGCUGUAGCAGAUAAAAUUACAACCCUUAUGAAGGAACAAAAGGCGCGACCAGGAAAAGGGAAAGCCACGGUGUGUGCUGUGUUGGGAGCAGCACUAGUGGCAGGCCAGAAGGAGAGGCACCUGGUUAAACAAACUAAUGAUGAAAUGGUUAAAUCUUUGCAGGAACAAAUAAAAACACUGCAGAGCCAACUAACCGCCGAACGUAAUACCACUCAGCGACUCCACACGGCUCUGUCAGAUGCGUUGUACCGAGAAAGAAUUUUACGGUCCGAAUUAGAGGAAGGGGGGCAAGAAUCUCUGGAUCGGACAGAUCUUAAUUCUGUUCUGGAUAGUGUGCCGGUAUUUAUGAGCUUGGCACAGUUGGCCAAAAAUCAGGGCCUAAGACCCUUGUACUCAACGAAGGAGCUAGAAAUUGACCGAGAAAUGUUUUACCCCGAGAAUGAGGAAGUGGUGAUGAGGCCAGUGAUUAAGACAGAGACCGCCGAUAAUGGCCAAGGUGCGGGAGCCCCGCAAAUUACUAUCUGGACGGUGCCGUACUCGGCGGCCGAAAUGUCGAAAAUCCAGGAAAAAUAUACCAGGUUAGCUCAAGAAACUGAGACAGAAUAUGUAUGGAGAGUAUCACUGACCGGUGGUGAUCGAGUUCUGCUGUCGGAAGAGGAGGCCCAGGGGUACUGGGGGCCGGGGGUUUUCCUAACUACUGAUGACCCAAGAGAGCCGUGGUCGUUAACUCAACGAACUGCUUAUUGGGCAGGGCCCCACCAUGUUUCUGUGAUGGCAAAUCCAGUAUGCAUCGAAACCCCAACCAUAAACCAUUUGAUCGAGAAUUUGCAGAAGGCUGCUUUUCUUCAAUUAAUGCGUGAUAGGGGUUUAGUCCCUCAACAGCCUUCCCCAAUGUUAUUAAUCGCUAACCCCGAUAGAAUGACUCCCCUGAUCCGGGGUUUGCCUGAUUCUUUGAAACUAUAUGCAGUACAACUACAAGACCGUUUGUGGGACGCAUUAGCCCCACGAGGAGGGAGACGGGCAUGA